AUGCCCAACUCGGCCACCGUCUCGUUCAUGUACCCCUCGGGGGCGUUCGACAUGAAAUACUUCACAGAAAAGCACAUGCGGCUCAUUUCAGACACCUGGGGAUCCGAGGGCCUGGAGAGCUGGGAGGUCACGCAGUUCGACUCCGGGCUGCCGUACAUGGUCCAGGCGAUGCUCAAGUUCGAGUCCGAAUCAAAGUGGAAGGCCGCUUCGUCGGGGCCCAACGGCAUGAAGAUUUGGAACGACCUGCCCAACUUCACCACUGCGCAGCCCGAAAUAUUCAUGGGCAAGUGUGCGGCGUCUCAUAGGACGACGCUCAAGGAGAAGAAGAUUUUCGGGGAGUGA
Messenger RNA from Purpureocillium lilacinum, 342 nucleotides. RefSeq lists its product as uncharacterized. NCBI's taxonomy places the organism in Eukaryota, Fungi, Ascomycota, Sordariomycetes, Hypocreales, Ophiocordycipitaceae. The record is from RefSeq and is a predicted model, not a curated record. Gene Ontology annotation, molecular function: oxidoreductase activity.